Meriones unguiculatus (Mongolian gerbil) is the source of this 487-nucleotide messenger RNA. RefSeq names its product serine peptidase inhibitor Kazal type 7 (gene Spink7). NCBI's taxonomy places the organism in Eukaryota, Metazoa, Chordata, Mammalia, Rodentia, Muridae. Gene Ontology annotation, molecular function: protein binding. The record is from RefSeq and is a predicted model, not a curated record. The transcript is spliced from 4 exons. Bases 45 to 302 code for a protein of 85 amino acids.
GCCAAUCUCAGACCACCAGCCUUGGCAUCACAGCCCUCUCCACCAUGAAGCUUGUUGGGGGCCUCCUGCUGCUCUUCAUAGCAACCUAUUUCUGCAACAGCUCCGAAGUUACCAGCCACCCUUUGGAAACGCUGGACUGUGACAUAUACAAAAAGUACCCAGUGGUGGCCAUCCCUUGCCCCAUUGAAAACACACCGGUCUGUGGCUCUGACUAUAUCACCUAUGGGAAUAAAUGCAAGUUGUGUACAGAGAUCUUGAGAAGUAAUGGAAAAAUUCAGUUUCUUCGUGAAGGGCACUGCUAACUUCUCCAUGGACAAAGAAAGAACAGCAGUGCCUCCAUUGUGUGCGUCUCCUGUGGGCUGCGAUGGACUUCCCUUUUUAUAGGAUGUUCUGGUGGGUUUGGAUCUAGAGUCAGUCAUCUUCACUGACUGGUCAAAGUCUCUGUGUUCAUCCUCAUCAACUCGUGUCUCCUGACAAAUUACCUUCU